AUGUCUACUAUUAUUCGAAGAGGAUUAAUUAAUGAAACAGUUAGUAGAGCAUGUUCGUUAACUGAUUAUAAUAUUCGUACUGAUAUGCAUAAACAAUUUGAAUUUCGUAAACAAUUCAUUCUUGAUGAUAAAAUUCUUACAGAUGAUGAAAAAACUUUAGCAAUAAGAAUAAUAAAUGAGUUUUAUGAUCAAAAUAAAGUUCUUUCAAAUUCUGGAAUAAAAAGAAUUUGUGAAAAUUGUGAUCAAGAAUGUUUAGCAACAUUAUAUUGUGAAUUUUGUGUUCAAAAUUUUUUAAAAUUAAAUUUUAAAAAUUGGACAUCAGGAAAUUAUGAUAUUGAUAAUUUAAUACAAAAAUGUCAAUUAGAAACACUUAUGCCAAGUAAAGUAAUUGAAUGGAUUUCAUAUAAAAAUUUAAGGGAUAUUAAAUAUUUAACAAAAGGUGGAUUUUCUGAAAUAUAUACUGCACGUUGGAUUAAUGGAUAUUAUAAACAAUGGGAUUCUAAAAAUCUACAAUUAAAAAGAUUUGGAACUAUAAGAGUAAUACUUAAAAGGUUAGAAAAUGUUGAAAGUGCAAGUCAAAGUUGGUAUGAGGAGGCUAAAUCGCAUUUAACUAUAAACAAUAAACAUACUACCAUUGUUAAAUGCUUUGGUUUAACAAGAGAUAUACCAAAUGGAAAUUAUAUGCUUGUAAUGAUGGAAAUGGAUAUGGAUUUAAGAAAAUAUUUACAAAUUAAUAAUCAACUUACGUGGAAACAAAAAAUUAGAAUUGCUUUUGAAAUAAUUGAUUCACUUUUUUUCAUUCAUCUUGAAAAAGCAAUUCAUAGAGAUUUGCACUCUGGAAACAUAUUAUAUUCAAAAUAUAAUGAUCGUUGGUUUAUUAGUGAUCUCGGAUUUUGUGGACCCACUGAUAAAUCAUCGAAAAGUAUAUAUGGAAAUCUUCCAUAUAUAGCACCAGAAGUUAUUAAUGGAAAAGGAUAUACUUUUAAAUCUGAUAUUUAUAGUGUUGCAAUACUUAUGUGGGAAAUCUCAACUGGAUAUUCACCAUUUAUUGAUUAUGAGCAUAAUGAUUAUGAGCUUGCGAUGAAUAUAAUUGAUGGCAUGAGACCAGAAAUUGCGUCAGACACUCCUUUAGAAUAUAAAAGUUUAAUGAAGCAAUGUUGGGAUGAUAAUCCAUCAAAUAGACUUGAUAUUCAAUCUCUUCGGGAAAAAAUGAAUGAAAUUCAUCUAUUAUAUCAAAAUAUGCCAAAUGAAGUUUUUCAGGCAAAAAAACUAAAUAAUAUUGAAAUAAAAAUUAGUGAUACAAGUAGCAGAUUAUUUACAAGUAAAAUUUAUCAAUUUGACAAUUUACUUGAUCGAAAAAAUACAACAGAAGGCAUUAAUAAAGGAUUAUCUAAGGUAUUUAAACCGUUAAAGAUAAGUUCAAAGGAUGAUGGAUUUUAA
Molecule: messenger RNA, 1440 nt
Organism: Rhizophagus irregularis DAOM 181602=DAOM 197198
Lineage: Eukaryota; Fungi; Glomeromycota; Glomeromycetes; Glomerales; Glomeraceae
Source: RefSeq, a predicted model, not a curated record